Poecilia latipinna (sailfin molly) is the source of this 5226-nucleotide messenger RNA. It is a transcript of the gene shtn3, whose product is annotated as shootin 3. The record is from RefSeq and is a predicted model, not a curated record. Gene Ontology annotation, biological process: neuron projection morphogenesis; positive regulation of neuron migration. The transcript has 17 exons. NCBI's taxonomy places the organism in Eukaryota, Metazoa, Chordata, Actinopteri, Cyprinodontiformes, Poeciliidae. Bases 206 to 2113 code for a protein of 635 amino acids. Gene Ontology annotation, cellular component: axonal growth cone; cytoplasm; cell leading edge.
GAUGAUGCUGUCAGUGAAAGGAGGAGGGAGAGGAUUUGGACUAUCAGGACCAAAGAGCUGCGCUCGAUCCCAUGUGUCUGGAAGAAAGAAAAUCAUCCGUACACAACGGGAUUAUGAGCUCCUUCUAGAGUAAUUCGUUUAUUAGGGUCACCCUGAAGUUAAACGUGCGCCAGUGGGAUUAUUUUCAGUCUUUUUUCUGGAAAUAAUGCUUCCCUGCUCAUCAUCCGCGCAGGCGGAGGGAUGCGAGGAGGAGAGCGAAGCACACAUGGAAACAGAGUGCAACAGGCUGACUGAGGAGAGGGACGAGGCGCAGAGGCAGCUCAAACAUAUCAAACGAGUUUCUCAGAUGGUGAUUGAGGAGGUGGGCGUUCUGCAGACUCAGCUCGAGAUUGAGAAGUCUUGUCGAGAGAAUGCAGAGGCCCUGGCCACGAAGCUAAAUUGUGAGAACAGAAAAUUGAAGUACCUGAGCCUCUCGUCUCGGCCUUGUUUGGAUGAGCUGCUGCCAAGCAUCUCUGACUGCAUUGCGCUCGAAGCUGACGGAGACUCUGCAGAUUCAGUGGGAAACAGUCCUGACACCUUCUCUCAGUGCCAGCAACAGGUUAAAGAGUUGAGAGAGACGGUAAACGGUUUACUGGAGGAGAAGAAAGGUUUUGUCUGUCAGAUUCACGAACAGCAGAGGCAGAUCGAGGAGUUGACCACACAGUCUGAGAAAAGUCAAGAGGAGAUGAAACAGCUUCGUGAAACAGUCGAGCAACAAAGCAAAACAAUCAAGAGAUUUAACAGAGUCUCUAUGAUGGCAGCUCAGGAGUAUGAAGGAAUGAAGGAGCAGCUUGAUUUGGAGCAGGACCUCAGAGUCAAAGCUGAGACGUACGCACACGAGAUGCUUGUUAAGCAGAAGGAGGCCAAUAGGCAGAGCAUGCUGCUGCUGCAGAGUGCUGAGCCCAGCGUUCAGCUGCUGAAAGCUCUGGAAGACAUCGCUGCUAUCACUAAAACCCUGGAGGAGGAGCGUCUGCAGCAUCAGCAGAAGGUGCAGAGUCUGGAGGUCCAGCUUCAGGAAAGCGGUGUGAAGAAACAGCUGCAAGACCUUCAGAGACAGCUGGAGCUGCUGGAGGUGGAGAAGAAGGAGGUGGAGGGACGUCUGGAGCAGACAGAUAGGAAGAAUGAGGAGCUGGAGAAAAGAGUCCAUGAGCUCCAGGAGGCCCAGAAAAAGACAACAGACAACACCAGCCUCCCUCCCCCAGAACCUGGGGUGGCGCCGCCUCCCGCACCUCCUCCACAGCCGCCUCCACCCCCUCCACCCCCACCACCUCCUCCGCCACCUCCACCCCCCUCCAGAUGCAACCCCCUCAGUUCUCUGAUUGCCAUCAUGAGGAAGUCAUCCAAAGGCUCCAAAGCAAAAGUGGAGCCAACUCCAGCUGCUGAAGGCGUGGACGAUGUCAAGGUGAAGGCGGUGAAUGAGAUGAUGGAGCGAAUCAAACACGGGGUAGUCCUGCGACCCGUCAAAAGUCAGGAGACUAAGAGAAUAGCAGUGAAACCUCCACCCUGUGAGGAGAAGCAGCAGGAAAGCGCCAUGGACGAACUAAAAUGCAUCCUGACGGUGAAGAGGAGUCCCAGCCGAGGCUCCCAAGAGUCUGGACCGUCUGGACCGUCACCACCGGCGAAGAAGGACAGCGAGCUGGAGGUCAUCCUGAGGCGCCGGCGCAACAAGGCUGGAGAGGCCGGAUCAGGAGAUGAACGUGAGGGCCAGAUGAGCCACGUCUCUUCUUUUGACAGCUUGAAUGGCAGACGCACCAGCAGCGAUUCGGGCAAAGAUUCAGAGGGAGCGAGCGGCCAGAGCGCCCCCUGUGAGGCGGCAGGAAUCGUCCGGGUCAGUCCAGACAGAAGGGGCUCCGGGCCGGGCCCCGCGGUGGCCCCAAGGAAGCGCUCUGACCUGGAGAGGAGGUCCUGCAGCUCUCUGUCUGAAAAGGAAAUGUCAGAGUCUCCGGUCAGCAAUGGCUGCAUCAGCAGCACUGAUGAGGAAAAUCAGAUGAAGUCGAACGGAGUUGACCACGAGGAGCCUGGCAACGGCGACCACGACGAGCACGUAAACAUUAGCGCUGACGCCGACUGCUGAGAUGAACUCUAGCGGGUUUCAUUCUGCGAUGUGAACAGAGAGAAGUCAGAGCAAUGAAACACAUUUGCCUUUUUACAAUUAUGGUAUCAAAUGCGCAUUGAAAAUGUUGUUUAUUUUUAUUUUUUGUCAUAUUUACACUAACCACAUACAAAAAAUAGGCAACUAACCGCAGUAAUAAAAACAAGCCACAGCUGGUCCAUUCAGGUGUUUUAGCUACAAGAUACUUCCAGAGUUUUCAUAAAUUGUUCUGAAAUAGACAUUCAUAACAGAGUCCAGGUUAAAAUGCUCAAGAAAGAAACCUAACUAACAAAGAUUAAUUCUUGAUUUACCUGGAGUCGGUAAAGAGCAGAGGAAUACUUGUUCAGCUGCUCAUGCAGUCAGUGAACCUGACUGAUUUGAGCCAGAGGAAGCUGCAGCCUUAUGAACCAAAGUCAUCUUCUACUAUCUGCAAAAACCUCAAUUGUAGCUUCUAUUUUAUCUCAUUUUGACGAGCAAACGAUGCUCUCGGUUAAACUUUAUGUCAUCAGAAAGAAUGCACCGUGUUGUUAGAUUUUUCUCACCUUGUGUGCAGCAUGGUGCAGUUUAGCAGCUCUGGUAGACGUGACACCUGUAGUACUGAAUUUCAGUGGAUUAAAGCGUCAAUUAAUCCUAUUAAUAAUUUUAUUUUUGCUUUUCCUGCCGCUACAUAUUUGUUUAGGGUUUAGCUACUUUUAUACAAUAAAAGUGUUUAAUUCUUACUGUGGUUUAGGAACUUACUGGAGUAAAAUUUUUAGGAUGCUUAAUAUCAGCUUUAUGUCCAUAUCCAACAUACAGAUAGAUAAAUUCCUACAAAGGCUGACUGAUAUAGAUGCUGAUAAAGAUAUACUUCCCUUCACAACUAUUGGCACCCCUGACAAAGAUAUGUGAAAAGCCUUAAAAUAUAUUCAGCUUUCAUUUCAGGAGCAUUAUCUCAUACAAAAAAGUAAAGAAAUUAAAAUCUACUACAUAAUUUGAGUAAAAUUAUUCAGGGGGCAGAAAAAUAUAUCAGGUGUAUAAAAUAAACUUUUUUGGUGAAAUCAGCAGUUCCACAUUUACUAUGUAAAAUGAGUAUAACUCAAGAUUUUGUUUUUAUAGUUUACUUUUUAUAUGACCUGGUUUUCCUAAAAACGUUCAUAAGUAAUCCAGACACUUCCGUUUUCUGAGAUUGAAAUAUUUCCCUUGGCUACCUGUCAAGAUGGAAAAGUCAAUAAAAACAUAGCAUUAAGUCUUCAUAUGUUGGAAAAUUCUUAGAAUAAAAUACUGAAGUUCCUAUCUAAGCUGGCCUUUACCAUCUUUAAGAGCAAUAAUUAAGAAGGAUAAUCAGGGUUAGAGAACUGCAACAAAAAGCAAGAAUAAUCAUUAAGUGCUGUUAAGUAGUUGUGAAUGAUGCCUUGGUAAAAAAAAAAAAAAAGUUUUCAGAAUGAUUUUUUUUGGGCACAAACACACCAGAUGGAGUUGGUGUGGAACAAGGAUGAACAUGGGGGAAAUCACCUCACACUGCUAAGUAAGCUUGAGAAUCACAGGGUCUGUGAUUCUGCGAGCCUGUUUCUCUUCUAACGUUCCUGCAAACAUUGCACAGCAUCAUUGGGUCUGUCCACAUAAUCUAAAGUUUAUGGCCAAAUCAGCACAUAAAUGGUUUGGCUGACACAUGACCAAACUUUUUUCAUGGUUAUCUCAACCCCCAGAGUUAAAUCCUAUGAAUCUAAGAGAGAUCAAAGAAAGGGAAACCUUAGAGAGAGCCCAAGACAAUCUGGAGAACUUGUCUCUGGACCAUUGAAUGGUCAAAGAUCACUCUCUCUUUAUGCUCCAAACUUUAGAAGAUUCUUUGUUUUGCAAAUAUCAGAAGGGAAUUGUACAACAUAUUAACAGGAGUGCCAAUAAUUGUGCUACUGGUGACUAAUAUAUAUAUAUUUCUUAAUGUUUUUUUUUUUCUGUACUGGCUAAAAGGUUUGUAGAGUUCUGUUUUAUUUUAAGCAGAUGUCAGCUUCUGACAGAAGCUUUGUAACACAUAAGCUGAGAUAUUUGAGUAAAUGUACAUUUUUAGUCAAGCUGCCUUCAGUUGUGUGACCCUUUAAGUGUGCAACCCCGACUGUUGUAUCGAUCCUGAAGUUCUUUUGUUAAUCCAAACCUGUUCCUGAGCGCAAACACCCAGGAAUAUGUUUUCACAACCAGGGUUCCUCUCUUCCACUUUUGCUGCUUCAGUUUCAGCUCCAGCGUGUCGACUAUCAGCCUGACAGGUGAGAGAAGUUUGUAAAGUGGAGACAUAAAAUUGAAUUUGAUUGACAUACAUCAGUAGGAGUAGAUGUAGCACAUUGAACAGGAACGUUCUCAGGAUCCAAAGGACAGAUCUUCACCAGGUCUGGGGAGUCGACGUUGAGGAAAACCAAUGGAAAGCCAUGUUUUCUGGUUAAAUGUGGAGUAGAAGUGCUUUGGAGGAAUGAGGUGCUUUUGUAUUUUUCUCUACCUCUCCACUGACACCUGCCUCUACACUGAAACAUUCUAGAAACAUCCGUUUGUAGCAUGAAAACUCGUAAGAUGCUGUCGUAGUUCCUGCACUGGAGAUCAGACGUCUUCCUGCUCUAAAUCAGCACUGAGCCCUGCAAUGCACAUAUUGUUAUGCUUAUUGUGCAUUCCUUGACUUUUCUUUUCUACUGUACAUUUACAGUUUUUUCUGAACACCUUUAUGCAAACUACGUGAGGCACCUUUGUAUGACGCUAUCACACACCUUGUCGUUCUUUCUUAACUCACAAACUCACAUUUUAAAGUGCAUCUUGUUCUGUUCGUUCGGUGUAUUUUACUCAUACAGAGGACCAGAACUGUAUGGUUCUGCUACAUAUACAGAGUUGGGUUUUCUGCGCAGUGAGGCCUUGCACAAAACCUCCGCAUAGCAGAAAAAUACAACCUGCAGCUGGGUAACAUUUUGCAUCCUCUGAAUGACUGCAUUUAAUAAUAAUGUGGCUACCUUAAGGGAUUUCCUGUAUGCCGUUGAGUAGGUAUUGUGUGCUAUUGGAAAUAUAAACGGAGUGUUGAAGGUUUUUUAACUUCAUGGGUUUUCAUUUUAGAAUCACUUGAAAUAAAAUGCAAUUUAAAGAAA